CUCCCCUCCUUUCCCCCGCCGCCUCCUCCUGCCGCUGCCGCUGCUUUGGCUGCUGCGUCAUACGCCCCAGAGCUGCCGGGACUGAGGGGCUGGGCCUGGGGACCCCCCGGCCCUUGCCUGCCCGCCCUCCGACGCCCAGACGUGCCCUCCCCGCGCCGGGGGUUCGCCUCGGUCUCCCACGUCUGCCUCUGCCCGGCUCCCGGCGGCCCCAGCUGUCACUGGCCCCCCCCCCCAGGAUGCAAUGGCACAGCCCCCCCGGCUGAGCCGCUCUGGUGCCCCCCCACUUUGGGACCCAGCCUCCCCUGCUCCCACCUCAGGCCCCAGGCCUCGACUUUGGGAGGGUCAAGAUGUUCUGGCCAGAUGGACAGAUGGACUGCUAUACUUGGGGACCAUCAAGAAGGUGGACAGUGCUCGGGAGGUAUGUCUGGUCCAGUUUGAAGACGAUUCCCAGUUUCUGGUUCUAUGGAAAGACAUUAGCCCAGCUGCCCUCCCUGGGGAAGAACUACUCUGCUGCGUCUGUCGCUCUGAGACCGUGGUCCCUGGGAACCGGCUGGUCAGCUGUGAGAAGUGUCGCCACGCUUAUCACCAGGACUGCCACGUUCCCAGAGCCCCAGCCCCUGGAGAGGGAGAGGGCCCAUCCUGGGUCUGCCGCCAGUGUGUCUUUGCCAUUGCCACCAAGAGGGGGGGUGCACUGAAGAAGGGCCCUUAUGCCCGGGCCAUGCUGGGCAUGAAGCUGUCACUGCCAUAUGGACUGAAGGGGCUAGACUGGGAUGCUGGACAUCUGAGCAACCGGCAGCAGAGCUACUGUUACUGUGGUGGCCCUGGAGAGUCUGUGCUCCCCCGCAGGUGGAACCUGAAAAUGCUGCAGUGCCGGAGCUGCCUGCAGUGGUUCCAUGAAGCCUGCACCCAGUGUCUGAGCAAGCCCCUCCUCUAUGGGGACAGGUUCUAUGAGUUUGAAUGCUGUGUGUGUCGGGGGGGCCCUGAGAAGGUCAGGAGGCUACAGCUUCGCUGGGUGGACGUGGCCCAUCUUGUCCUCUAUCACCUCAGCGUCUGCUGUAAAAAAAAGUACUUUGAUUUUGACCGUGAGAUCCUCCCCUUCACCUCUGAGAAUUGGGACAGUUUGCUCCUCGGGGAGCUCUCAGACACCCCCAAGGGAGAACGUUCUUCCAAACUCCUCUCUGCUCUCAACAGUCACAAGGACCGUUUCAUUUCAGGAAGGGAGAUUAAGAAGAGAAAAUGUUUGUUUGGUCUUCAUGCUCGGAUCCCUCCCCCUGUGGAGCCCCUUACUGGAGAUGGAGCCCCCACCAGCUUCCCUUCAGGGCAGGGCCCUGGGGGAGGGGUCUCACGUCCCCUGGGGAAGCGCCGGAGGCCGGAGCCAGAGCCCCUGAGGAGGAGGCAGAAGGGGAAAAUGGAGGAGCUGGGGCCACCCUCAGCAGUGCGCAAUCAGCCCGAGCCCCAGGAGCAAAGGGAGCGGGCUCGUCUGCAGAGGGCACUGCAGGCCUCAGUGUCUCCACCACCCCCCAGCCCUAACCAGAGUUACCAGGGCAGCAGCGGCUACAACUUCCGGCCCACAGACGCCCGCUGCCUGCCCAGCAGUCCCAUCCGGAUGUUCGCUUCCUUCCACCCCUCUGCCAGCACCGCAGGGACCUCUGGGGAUGGUGAACCCCCAGACAGGUCACCCCUGGAACUUCACAUUGGUUUCCCCACAGACAUCCCUAAAAGUGCCCCCCACUCGAUGACUGCCUCAUCUUCCUCAGUCCCAGCCCCCUCCCCAGGUCUUCCUAGACGCUCAGCAACCCCUUCUCCCCUGUGCCGUAGUUUGUCUUCUGGGACUGGGGGAGGAGUCCGAGGUGGGGUUGGCUACCUGUCCCGAGGGGACCCUGUCCGGGUCCUUGCUCGGAGAGUACGGCCUGAUGGUUCUGUGCAGUACCUGGUUGAGUGGGGAGGUGGGGGCAUCUUCUAAACAGCGUGCCUCUGCCCACCUCCCCAUUCACACACACCGGCACUUUCGUACCCUGACCUCUGACCUCACCUACAGCUGGGAUGUACCUGGGGAGGUAGGGGGUAG
Messenger RNA from Suricata suricatta (meerkat), 2068 nucleotides. It is a transcript of the gene PHF1, whose product is annotated as PHD finger protein 1. Gene Ontology annotation, molecular function: chromatin binding; DNA binding. Gene Ontology annotation, cellular component: nucleus. The record is from RefSeq and is a predicted model, not a curated record. Bases 242 to 1963 code for a protein of 573 amino acids. Gene Ontology annotation, biological process: regulation of DNA-templated transcription; chromatin organization. The transcript is spliced from 15 exons. NCBI's taxonomy places the organism in Eukaryota, Metazoa, Chordata, Mammalia, Carnivora, Herpestidae.